AUGGAUAAAGUGUGGUCCUUUCUUUCAUUUCAGAUUUUAGAAUUUCUUAUAAUACAACUUCAGUAUGAAAAGGGGGAGCAGUCAGAAAGAUCUUCCAUGCUUGAAGGAACACUUGUAAUUUCUGUGGACAUUGAAGAUUCUCUCCAGCAUGUGAACCAGUCCCACUGUGCUAUAAUCAUUUCUGCAAAAGGUGAUUUAUGCCACAACCUCCUCAAUGACUUAAUACUCACAGAAAUAGAAGGCUUGUUGCCUUUCUGCCAGAGUGGCGUCCUGAGUGGAAGAGGUUGUCCUCAUGAAUCUCUGCAUACCAUGCCUUUUCAGCUUUCCUUUCAGCUGUAUGAGAAAUCUGAAGUUCUCAAAGAAGACUGCGCAGCAAUAAAACAGUUCAUCCAUAGGAUCAGCCUUGUGCACACAACAACCAAGUUUCAUUACUGUGUAAAAAUUAAUGGCAACAUCUCUGCUGAGACAUAUAGGUCAGAAUGCAGGGCUGUAAUGCCAUCCUGUGAUAAAAUUCACCUUGUGAUUGGUGAACUAGUUGGUCUGUUCAUCCCAGAUGAAGUAGCAGAAAGAGGUUUCACAGGAGAGCUGAGUCUCAUACCUGCAGUGUCCCUGUGUCCCUGCCAGAAAUCAUUUCCUAACCAGCCUGCAAAUAUAACUACUGCCUCUCCAACAAUAUAUAUAUUUCUUUAUGAUCCAGCUGGGCUGCCCGUAUUGUUUUCUGCAGAGGAGAUAUCGUAUUCUUUCUUUGAAGAUCCUUCAUGUUUAGCAUCAUGGGGCAAAUAUGCCUACCAAGCAACACUAAAUUCAGCUGUAUAUUGCAAAACAGAUACAGCGAAACCUGAAAUCCAAUACAGCCUUCGAACCAGCCACAAACAGGACCCAGAUAUUCAGGAACAGACACUGCUGCUCUUCCUUUUUCUUGGUUACUCUGAUCAGUUUCAGGACAAGCCAAUUUACAGUUUCUGGGACCGGCGAGCGAUUCUGUCUCAUCUCUCACCUAUCCUCUUCUGCAGUGAGCAGGCUGUGAAAAGGGCUAUCCAAGGAGUGGUUAACGAGAUCCUGGAGCAACACUACAGAGCAUCCCAAGAGCAACAGAAGCUGGCACGUUCUUUACCCAUCAUGGCAACGGCCAUUUCCAGAAUAGUUUCAAGCAGCACCGAUGGCAAGUUUCGAAGGAAGUGUCUCCAUAGUCUGCAGGCUGCAGAUACUCAGGAGUUCCAGGAAACCAUCACAGAGACUUUCAACAAAGUAAUUCUUAAGCAGUGGAAGCCCAGUCAUGCGUGUGAGAUCAAAAAGGCAAGCUUUCUCUUAAAUACGCUUCCUACCCUCCUCGUAUUUUCCUCCUCUGACUUUUGUUCAGCCCCAUUCCAGUCAUAG
This is a messenger RNA of Python bivittatus (Burmese python), 1377 nucleotides long. It is a transcript of the gene TOP6BL, whose product is annotated as TOP6B like initiator of meiotic double strand breaks. NCBI's taxonomy places the organism in Eukaryota, Metazoa, Chordata, Lepidosauria, Squamata, Pythonidae. Gene Ontology annotation, biological process: meiotic DNA double-strand break formation. The record is from RefSeq and is a predicted model, not a curated record.